This is a messenger RNA of Lachancea thermotolerans CBS 6340, 1068 nucleotides long. RefSeq names its product TATA-binding protein-associated factor TAF11 (gene TAF11). The record is from RefSeq and is a predicted model, not a curated record. The coding region runs from base 1 to 1068 and encodes 355 amino acids. Gene Ontology annotation, biological process: transcription initiation at RNA polymerase II promoter; RNA polymerase II preinitiation complex assembly. NCBI's taxonomy places the organism in Eukaryota, Fungi, Ascomycota, Saccharomycetes, Saccharomycetales, Saccharomycetaceae. The transcript has a single exon. Gene Ontology annotation, cellular component: nucleus; transcription factor TFIID complex. Gene Ontology annotation, molecular function: protein heterodimerization activity; transcription coactivator activity.
AUGGUUGAGCCCCAGGGGCCCUUGGAUACCGUUCCAGAAGAGAAUUAUCCUCCUCUGCUGACUCAAAACAAUUACUGGAACACUAAGCAGCUCAUAAAUCAAGUUAUAAGUGAAGACCAGGAAUAUGUCACUUGGAAACUGAAAGAUGUACGAACUGGUGGCACCAUGAACGCGUAUCUCAACGACUUUAUGAAGAACGAAUAUGAUCAAGAGGACGGCAGCUCGGCUGAAGACAUUGCUGACGCGCAUACUGCUGAAGCCCCGCUUCAGCGUGUGAGGAAGAGAAACGGUGGACCCACGGGCAGAGUGAGCAAAGCGUCUCCCAUCAAUUCUGUGCCCAAAAACGUGCAGUUCCCAAGGGAUAUAUACGAUUCACAGCUUGCGGCCCUACCGCAACCGCGAGAACUAGAUCAAUCCGAGCAACUGAACCUUCUCCUUACAAAUUUGGACGAGGAACAAAUGAACAGAUUUGAGGUGUUUCGGAGAACCUCUCUGGCGAAAAACAACAUCAAAAAGAUCUCCAGUAUCAUCACUAACCAAACAGUGGCUGCAAACAUCAAUCUGCUCCUCGCUGGUGUGGGGAAAAUAUUCAUAGGCGAGAUUGUUGAGAAAGCACAAGAGGUUAAAAAGCGAAAGCUAGCGGCUCUCAUGGCCUCCAGGUUCAGAGACAAGCAGAUCACGGCCUACAGGCUGAAGAAAAUACUGAAAAAGCUGACUCUAAUGGUUGAGGGGCCUGAUGCCUCUUACGAUGAUAGCGUAGAUGAAAACGAGAGCGAUCUCUGCGAAGAUGACGAAGACGAGAACCUCGUGAACGAGGUCAACACCUACAACAGGCUUAUACGAUCCAAAAUUAAUUCAGAAGCUAGCAGGCUUGGUAUUAUUCGACACUACAACAAGCUUGUUAAAUCUUUCAACGCAUUGGACGUUAGCGUGGAGAAGUUCACAAACUGCCCGCUCCUUCCAGAACACAUUCGUGAAGCUUGGAGACUUUAUCGUGCGGAAAACGAUACAGUUCCACAGGCUACAUGGAGAACCCAGGGUGAAGGAAACGGAUGGAUGUUUAGAUGA